This is a messenger RNA of Neltuma alba, 1184 nucleotides long. Its product is annotated as ribosomal RNA small subunit methyltransferase nep-1. The record is from RefSeq and is a predicted model, not a curated record. Gene Ontology annotation, biological process: rRNA base methylation. The transcript has 7 exons. The coding region runs from base 1 to 843 and encodes 280 amino acids. Lineage: Eukaryota; Viridiplantae; Streptophyta; Magnoliopsida; Fabales; Fabaceae. Gene Ontology annotation, cellular component: small-subunit processome; nucleus. Gene Ontology annotation, molecular function: rRNA binding; rRNA (pseudouridine) methyltransferase activity.
AUGACGCGGCCUUAUGUUGUGAAGGACCGGAAGCGAAAGAAGAAGGAGAAGUACGAUGCCGAAGAAGAUGAAGAAGCGGAAGCAAUGGAAGUAGUGAAGAGAGCGAAUUCAAACCCUCUUGAGGAAGAAAAGACCGCGGAAGAAGCACAAGACGCGGCGGCGGCAGAGGAACUUGAAGGUAUUCCUAUAGCGCCAAGUGACCGCAACACUGACCAGUCUAAAGUUAUAUUUGUUCUCGAAAGGGCUUCUUUGGAAGUCGCCAAAGUUGGUAAGAGUUACCAGAUUUUGAAUUCGGACGACCAUUCCAAUUUCUUGCGUAAACAUAACAGGAAUCCUGCUGAUUACAGGCCGGACAUCGUUCAUCAGGCCCUUCUAAUGAUUUUGGAUAGCCCACUAAACAAAGCAGGAAGAGUGAAAGCUGUGUAUGUAAGAACUGAAAAGGGUGUUCUUUUUGAGGUCAAACCCCAUGUUCGCAUACCAAGAACUUUCAAGCGGUUCUCUGGUGUCAUGUUGCAAUUGCUUCAGAAAUUGAGCAUAACCGCUGUUGGUAAGCGUGAGAAACUUCUCCGCGUGAUCAAAAACCCUGUAACCCAGCAUUUACCAUUAGACUCGCGUAAAAUAAGUCUCUCAUACAGUUCACAAAAGCUGGUAGAUAUGAAUGACUAUGUGACAACGAUCCCUACCAAUAUGAACCCCGUGUUUGUGGUAGGUGCUAUGGCCCAUGGAAAGAUUGAGCCAGAUUAUACGGAUGAAUUCAUUGCAAUUUCUGGCUACCCUCUAAGUGCUGCAUAUUGUCUUACUAGGAUUUGUGCUGCCCUCGAAGGAAAAUGGAAGAUCUUGUGAGCUUCAGCUUUAUCGAUUCAUACUUUAAAUGCAAUUACUGACUUGAGUGGUCCGUGUGUAAAUUGUAGGGGAGGGAACCUGGCCGCGAAUAGCAAUUAGCCAAUCAUGCACCAGACCAGACUUGGUCUCUAAAGGCUUAGGGGCUUUCUUGGACUAUUUACCAUAGCACCUACAUAUUGAUUACUGAUUGAUUAUGGAAUGAUGUUAUAGUUUGAUUACACGUGUCCCUCGUGCAUUUGAAUAGAUGAUUGGCGUUUCGACAUUUUUCAUCCCAGGUUUUGAUACGAGUAUGUGAAAUAAACUUGUAAGAUCAUAAUUGAUUAUUUACGCGAGUUGACAAA